Messenger RNA from Seriola dumerili (greater amberjack), 2298 nucleotides. It is a transcript of the gene asb5a, whose product is annotated as ankyrin repeat and SOCS box containing 5. Gene Ontology annotation, biological process: intracellular signal transduction; positive regulation of protein catabolic process; protein ubiquitination. Gene Ontology annotation, molecular function: protein binding. The transcript has 7 exons. Lineage: Eukaryota; Metazoa; Chordata; Actinopteri; Carangiformes; Carangidae. Bases 178 to 1176 code for a protein of 332 amino acids. The record is from RefSeq and is a predicted model, not a curated record.
GUUGCUCUCAGGCACAGGAGCAGCUGCAAAGCAUUUUUUUUCCAGCCGGUGCGUUGUCAGGUCCAGCCAACCAGCCAGUACACUGGGAGAAAAAGUAGGCUACUCUUGUGCUUUUUGGAGUGGCAUCUGAUCCUGCCUUCAUCAGAACCAAAGCUCGUGUGUAACGUGCCAGAGGAAAUGUCAGACCAAACAGAGGAGCUAACCAACAAGCCCUUCACGGCCCAGUUGUCCAAUGUUUACCUCAGCAUCUUGGCACUGUUCUGCUUUAAGCUCUUUGUUAAGAUUUCUCUCAACUUGCUGACAUACUUCUACAUUGUCCGUGGGAACCGUAAAGAGGCGGCCAGGAUAUCAGCAGAGUUCUAUGAUUAUGGUCAACAACACAGAUCCUGGGCAGACCGGUCACCCCUCCAUGAUGCUGCAAGUCAGGGCCGCCUCCUGGCCCUGAGGACCCUCAUUUUACAGGGUCACAAUGUGAAUGUUCUGACUAUAGACCAUGUGACGCCGCUUCAUGAGGCCUGUCUUGGAGACCACGUCGCUUGUGCCCGAGCUCUCAUUGAUGCAGGAGCAAAUGUCAAUGCUUCUACAAUUGAUGGAGUCACCCCUCUGUUCAACGCCUGUACAGUGGGCAGUGUAGCAUGCACUGAAAUUCUGUUAGAAAAUGGAGCAAAACCUCAGAGUCUCAUGUACCAUCCCUCACCCAUCCAUGAAGCUACCAGCAAAGGUCAUUACGGUUGUGUGGAGGCUCUGGUGACUUGGGGGGCAGAUGUGGACAUGGACAUUCCUCACCUGGGCACAGCACUCUAUACAGCCUGCGUCUGCCAAGAGCUGGAGUGUGCCAGGAAACUCCUGAGGGAAGGUGCCAAUGUACAGAAAGGCAAAUCCCUGGAUUCGCCUCUACAUGCAGCUGCAGAGAAAGACUGCACAGCGGUAGUGAAGCUGCUGCUCGACUUUGGUGCAGACAUUAAUGCCAGGAACACAGAGUGUCAGAGGCCAGUAGAUGUGGCGCCACCCAGCAGUCUUACAGAGGGCUUCCUAUUGCUCUAUGAAGCUACACCACGACUUCUGAGCCAGCUGUGUCGUCAGUGCAUCAGGAACUGCGUCGGCCGUGACAGACUCCAUCUUCUUUCCCACCUCCCCCUGCCCAACAGACUAAGAAACUACCUGCAGUACCAAUGAUAGACAGAACAACCAAACUGUCUAAAUGGGACUCAGAAAGACGCCUUUGACAUAAACAACACAUCAACUCCAUGAGCUCUUCCCACUUUUAAUGUUAGUUGCCAGAAAUGCAGUAAGAAUAAUUAAUUGAAAUUAGUCAAAGAGCAGCCACUGAGUAGAUGACAGUACCAAGCUGUGUUGUAUGUGUGGACCUGGAUGAAUGUGAAGCAGGAUACUGCUACUAAAAGAAGCCUGCAGGCUUAGCCUUGGAUAUAUAAUGAAAAAAAAUAACAAUAAAAAAAUACAUAUUUAUUUACUAUUCAGAUUUGCGGUGUUUAGAAGAUAUCUUGAUAGUUGCAACAGCUACAAGUGAGUGGUACACUUUGAUAAGAUUAUAAUGCCACAUAAAUACACAAAAUAUAUGUAUGAUUGAGUAUUCUUAGUUUUGCAUUUGAUACCUAAUGCACUGCACAUGACUAGGAAAUUAAAUUUAUUUUUGAAACCUAGCGCAUUCCAAAAUUUGUUGUUUUUCCAAGAUACAGUGCUGUGUUACUGGUGUUUGAUGUAGAAGUGCAGUGGGAUAUUUACGUAUCCAAAAAUACUAAAACAAAAAUAGUUGACAAGUUUAAGCUUGGAUUACUGAGUACUGACAACCCGCGGAGGCUGACCUUAUCGGAAAGACUCAGAUGGAAAAUAUGAGUGGGUGGAGCAGCAAGUGUUUGUUUCUAUUGCUGAGACAUUACUACUACUGUAAUAAUGCUCCAAAGACAUUAUGAACUAAAUAAUCAUAUAUAUAAAGUAGCAGAAUGAAAUAAUAUUUAAUAAUAUUGAACUGAGUUUUAAAUUUCUAUUGAAUGAUUUCAGUUCUAUGAUUACAUUACCUGGCUUCAUUGAUAAAUAAGACAAUAAGAAACCAUUUUAUUUAUUUAUUUGGCACUUAGCGCUUCACUUUAAGUUCUCCUUUUUAGUAUACCACUAGUUGGUAUACAAACAUUUAAUAAACAGUUUAUAAACAAGUAAAGUAUUUGUCUGUGGUUAUAACUUCUCCUAUUGAAGGCAUAUUUUAUAGUAUUACAACUGUGUUUUACUAUAUUGUCAUUUAUUAUCUGUUAAUACAGCAGCCUACACGUAUGGGUAUCCACA